AUGCCAAAAGGAGGUUCACCGGGAAAAGGUUCACCAGGAAAAGCGUCAUCGGCCAAGGGCUCUGCAAAUAAAGGCUCACCCAAGAAGGGUGCAUCUCCGAAGAGAGAUGGAUCGCCAAAGCAUAAAAAGUCACCCGACUUAAUUGAACAACUUCCAACCGUUCUAAAAAAUGUUAGACGCAAAAGCACUUGGACAGAAAACGAUUUGCCCAAAUGCGCCUUCAAGGAGAUGCAAUGUCCCAACUGUUAUCUGAUAAUUGAUAAUUUUACUCAAUUUCUAGCCCAUUGUUGUUGGCGUAAAUUUUAUCAGGCUCGAUUUCACCUGGCCGAAACACAAGCUUUUGGGUGCCGAACAUGUCGAAUGGUCUUUUACUCACAUGCGGACUAUGAUACUCAUUCGUGUAAUGAUCAUAAACUGUGCAAUAUCAAAAGAUUCCAACAAGUGGAGGAGGUUUUGCCAAUUGACUACAAGGAUCACUUUGAUUUCUACAUAAAUUGGCAUCGCCGAACUGAGUGGGAGGCUAAAAGUCAUGAGCCCGAAUGGGACUUUCAAUUGCGUUGUAUACGCUGUGGGAACUUCUUUAAGAGGCGAAUGGAAUAUCUAUUACAUUCGUGUUUUCAGUUCACUCUCCUUAAACCUGCCAUCGUUCGGCGUCUGAAAACCUGCACAUACUGCAAAUGUGUAUUUCUUGAUCAGUCUCAGUUCAGCAUGCAUCUGGAGGGCUGCAAGCCUAGUCAGGCGGAAUGUCUGGAUCUUCGGCCUACCACAUUUGAGAUAGUCUGUCAACAGUUCGUGCUGGCUAGACACUGUUACGAAUUCGAUCAUUGUUUGGCUGAAUCAGCAGAAAGCGAUGUGGAUGCAAAGGGGUUGGCAAAAAAUAAGCAUGCUCCUCAGCCGGCCCAGGAGAAUCAGAAAGAGACUCAACCGAUAAUAGUCGGCUGCACCCACUGCGGUUUCGAACAGCCCAAUCUCUACGAGUUCCUUUUCCAUCCUUGCAUGGCUGGGAGGCUGAUAACGCCGUAUCAACUAGAAUUGGUCCUUUAUUGCAACCAGUGUCAUUGUCUAUUCCUCUCUAUUGACGACGUUGUUAACCACUUUAAAUCAUGCGUCUACCUUGUAUUCACAUUUGUACGUCUCAACACACCGAAGCUUGUUAGGCUUGCCUUAACACGUUGGACCUUGGAAACCCACGCUAACCCUUACCUCCCAGCACGGCAACAACAGUUUAUGUGUGGCGCCUGCAAAGAAAUGUUUCGACAAUUUCGAGCACUUUUGGUACACUCUUGUCCGCGUUACGACAAAUAUGAGCGCCUCCUCAUCCAACCAUCUGCCCUCAUGGAGACAUACGUUUGCCAAGCUUGCCAUCUUGUUCUCUUUUCAACGCAUCAAGCGGUAACACACUCUAUCAACUGCGUCCAGGGUCGGUUCCAACGCCUCUGGCAGGUACACUAUACACUAGAGGAGGCAGUAGAUGCCCUAACACUGUGGAUGAAAGGUCCACAAUUAGUGCAACUCGACUUCUCUUUGGGCGUUGGUGACCCAGAGGAUGAGUCCGCCAUGAAAGAAGAGGAGAUUCGCGUUGCUAACAACUUGCCCAGCAUUGAUGUAAUGACUUGGUUCCAGGGCGAAAAUCGUCCUUCAAAGCGAAUUACGGCCUGGCUGAUGCGUCGUAAACAGGAGUCAAAAAAUCAGCCUCGUUCGGGUUCUCAAUUUUAUAAUCAACCACAGCAUACCAAAGUCGCGCAAUUAAAUGAACCUUCUUCAGAUGACCUGUCGACGAGCGCCGAUUUCAGCCUGCCGACUAUCAAUAUGAUGCCUUUCCUGAGGAAACCAAUCCUUCCCUGUCAUAGUUCGGCAUCCCUAUACAACAGAAUAUCUCUACCAAUUGGAAGUCCUGAAAUGGGCUGUCUAGUUAAUUUCAAAUAG
Molecule: messenger RNA, 1926 nt
Organism: Protopolystoma xenopodis
Lineage: Eukaryota; Metazoa; Platyhelminthes; Monogenea; Polystomatidea; Polystomatidae
Source: the annotation of a GenBank genome assembly